Messenger RNA from Cyphellophora europaea CBS 101466, 690 nucleotides. RefSeq lists its product as uncharacterized. Gene Ontology annotation, biological process: DNA-templated DNA replication; DNA synthesis involved in DNA repair. The record is from RefSeq and is a predicted model, not a curated record. NCBI's taxonomy places the organism in Eukaryota, Fungi, Ascomycota, Eurotiomycetes, Chaetothyriales, Cyphellophoraceae. Gene Ontology annotation, molecular function: DNA-directed DNA polymerase activity. Gene Ontology annotation, cellular component: delta DNA polymerase complex. The coding region runs from base 1 to 690 and encodes 229 amino acids. The transcript is spliced from 2 exons.
AUGGGCACCCAAACCCGCCGCCCCCGCGGAGCCGCCAGACCCCCCUCCGCCCAACAGACCCUCUCCUUCAAGAACGAGUCAGCCAAAGUGACCAAGCCCUCAGCCACUAGGCAUAGCGAAGCAAAGACCAAAUCCAAGCCACGCCUGUCCGACCCUGCUAAGGAGGAAAUCAUCGAGAGCAUCAGCACUCCGGAUCCAGAUCCCGUCACAGUCGAGGCCGAAGCAGAGCCAGUCGCCGCUCCGACUCCUCGCAAGAAGAAGCGAGUCUCUGGUGCCAGCAGUGCUGUUGAUCCUAGAGAAGUGGAGGCCGAGAAGAUCACCGACAACCAGAUCAGAAAGUGGUGGGACCAGGAACAAAAGCAUCGGGGAGUUCCAGCCAUUCAUCAAGAAGCAGUGCCCCUACACGAGAAGAUCCUCCGCAACUUCGACCUCUCCGGACAGUACGGCUCAUGCAUAGGCAUCACACGGCUGAAUCGCUGGCGGCGUGCCAACAGCCUGGGCCUUUCCCCACCCUUGGAGGUCAUGGCGGUGCUGCUUAGAGAAGCUGAAGGCAGCGGUGCUGAAGCACAAACCAGCAAAGCCAAGGGCAAGGGCGCCAAAGGUGCAAAGGCAAGCAGGGCGCAGGGAUGUGGCGCGUGGGCGUAUAUUGACGAGCUGGCUGGCGGUCGAGUCGGGGUUGUCGACGCUUGA